Linepithema humile (Argentine ant) is the source of this 2421-nucleotide messenger RNA. It is a transcript of the gene Rab19, whose product is annotated as RAS oncogene family member Rab19. Gene Ontology annotation, molecular function: GTP binding; GTPase activity. Gene Ontology annotation, biological process: vesicle-mediated transport. Gene Ontology annotation, cellular component: Golgi cisterna; trans-Golgi network. Lineage: Eukaryota; Metazoa; Arthropoda; Insecta; Hymenoptera; Formicidae. The record is from RefSeq and is a predicted model, not a curated record.
GUCAUCGCGCGAGACUUGGUGAGAAUGUCGUGUCGCGAUCCCGACAACUUGAUAAGCCCGAGCGACGACGAGAACUUCGACUAUCUAUUCAAGAUCGUCCUCAUCGGCGACUGCGGCACGGGCAAGACCUGCGUCCUGCAGCGAUUCAAGUCCGGCACGUUCGUCGAGCGACACGGGAAUACCAUCGGCGUCGACUUCUGCAUAAAGACCGUGCUCAUAGACGGCAAGAGAAUCAAGUUACAAAUAUGGGACACUGCAGGGCAGGAAAGAUUUCGAACAAUAACUCAAAGUUAUUAUAGAUCUGCAAAUGGAAUAAUUAUAGUUUACGAUAUCACAAAGCGACCGACAUUCUUAAGUUUACAACGUUGGGUGGAAGAAGUCCGGAAAUAUACAUCAUCGCAUGUGUUAUUAGUAUUAGUUGGUAAUAAAUGUGAUUUGGAACAUCAGCGGGAAGUAAAGAAAGCUGAGGCUGAAGCUUUGUGUCAAUAUCUGCCCGAAGUUUUGCACGUAGUGGAGACCUCAGCCAAAGACAAUACGAAUGUAGAUUCCAUCUUUUUCUAUUUGGCAUCUGAACUUAAGAGACGACACGAUAAUCGCCAGAUUAGUACGAACGAGAACGAUGUAGUAAAGCUUAGCGUUGGACGAGAUCUGUCUUCUUGUUCAGGCUGCUCAUAUAAAAUAUUUUAAACUGUUUGAUAAUUUUUUAUUCAUAGCAGUUACGUAAAUUGAGAUACUAAUAAAAAACGGCACGCUGUAGUGAUAAGAUAAAUGGCAGCCAACGAACGAAUGGGUAUUCCAUGCUUGCUUGCUUGCUUUUAAACUAAAAACUAAAAUACUCAGCGAACGCUAGGAAAGAAAUAACAAUAUCUAUAUGACAAUAAUUCUAUUCUUUAAAUGAGAAUCUCUAUUAAAUAAUUGGUAUUAAGAAUUAUUUAUAUUUAAAGUAGUAUAGAAAUUUUUCACAAAACUUCACUGCCAUUUUUCUUAUAACGUUACAAAUUAAUAUUACGAAUUAAUGUAUGAAAUUACAAAUUAAUCUCAAAAUCAGAACAGUCCUUGUCAUUUUUAUCAAUAUAAAAAAUUUAUAUAUCAACUUCAAAAUAUCGCAGCACGUGGCAUUGACUGUUCUAAUUGAGAGAAAGAUGAAUCUCAUGACAAAAAUAUGAUCUUUAGAAUUGCGUGAUUCAUUUUUGCUUCAAAAGUUUGUUCCGAAAAAAACAUUUAUAUUUUUAUACAAGUGAUUUAGUGAAGAUGUACAAAUAUUUACAUACAUUACACACAUCACACUGACACUGCAGCGACCUGAAGAAAUCUUACAAUUAGAUACUUUAGUGCCUUAAAAAAGUAAUAACCGUUAUUUUUUUAAUACAAAAACGCACAAAUGCUUGUAAAGCGAUCUAGAAGAUUACAGAGAAUUUAAAUUCUGAAUGCUAACUUAAUUCCUUUUUUUAUUUAUUUUAUUUAUUUGCAUAUACGAAUGUUGUUAUGGCGAAUGUGAAAUUUACAUUCUCGACUGCCAAAUAUUUAUUCGAAUCACGAAGUUGUAAAUACUAAUUCUCAGUCGCACUCAUCCUCAACGCAUAUUUUGUGCUAAGAGUGAUUAUCUGAUUCUCAGUCUUUGUUUGAUUUCAACAAUGUGACCGCAUUUUAGCGCGAAAAGUGUGAUGAGAAUGCGGAUGUAGAAUGCGUUUCGUGUGAACGGACGCUAUUGUUAUUUGUGAAUUAAUGUAAUGAAUCUCUCCUCUUAUUGCUUAUAUACAAUUUGUUGUAACAUAUUUUUUUUUAUAUUUACAUUGCACAUUUACUAAUGUGAACGUCUCAGUCUCAAAAUACUCAUUGAAUUACUUAUUGGAAAUAAUUUAUAAAUUAUUUUUUAUAAGAGAUACAUAAACCAAAAUGUAAAUCAAUAUUAUCUUACGCACACAUCCCAAUUCUACCAAGAUAUAAAAAAUAUUUCGGCAAGUUAGGAUCUUUGCAAAUUUUACAAAUAAAUCUCGGGGAAUUUUUCGAAACAAAAAUAUUUUUCUAGACGUACUUUCUAGUUCGAAAGAGAAAAAUUUAUAUAUAUAUAUAUAUCGAUUUACUGCAUUUCACUAUAAUUGAAUUACGUGUGCAGAAAAAAAUAUAUUACGGGACAUCAGUUUAUAUUAAUUAAUACUACAAUUAUGCGCCGAAACAAUAUGUUAGAUACGUGGUGUAAAGAAAUUAUUGUACGAAAUAAUUAAAAAUAUUUAUUGUAUCCCACACAUAUAGGCAACUGGAAAAUAUAUUUUCUCUAAAAUACAUGGUGUGUAAUAUAAUAGCUUCGUUAAUUAAUGGCGGAUCUAAUAUAUAUUGCAUUUGAUACGUAUAAAACAUACUGUAUAAUAUUGUACAUGUUGAGAUUUUAAUUUAUUAUAAAUAAAGCGUCUUUUUUCACUC